This is a messenger RNA of Centruroides sculpturatus (bark scorpion), 1487 nucleotides long. RefSeq lists its product as uncharacterized. NCBI's taxonomy places the organism in Eukaryota, Metazoa, Arthropoda, Arachnida, Scorpiones, Buthidae. Bases 297 to 1337 code for a protein of 346 amino acids. The record is from RefSeq and is a predicted model, not a curated record. Gene Ontology annotation, biological process: neurogenesis. The transcript has 3 exons. Gene Ontology annotation, cellular component: cytosol.
UACUUUUUACUAAUAUUACAAUCACUUGCAUUAUUGGAUUGUUGGCGCUUCUCGAAGCUGAACCCCGAAAAAUAUGGAAUCCAGCGCAUUGGAAAUAGAAAUUACUUGUAUGGGAGAAGAAAAAGUAAACGUUGCAGAGUCUUGCAUCAGGAACGUCGAAAGCCCCGUGCUCAAUUCCAUGCUGGAAGAUUAUCGAGUGUCGGGAAUUUUUCCAAUGCCUUAUCCUCCUCGACAAAUCUCUCAAGUUAUAUCAUUCAUUCGUGGACAGUUUUCGUUUGGAAUCCCUACGAAACGCAAUGGACAUCUACGGCAUCAGCAAACGAUACCGGAUCGAAAAACUUUUUGUAGAAUGUCAAUCUUUCAUAAUUUACGACUUGAACUUGUCAAAUGUUUGCCGAAUACACGAUUUCGCUUGCGAACAAAUGGACAGAUGGCUGCAGUAUCACUGCUGGGAAUUUUUCGAUGAAGAAUGGAAAGAGAUAUUUCUCGCGGACGACUUUUUACAAUGCAAAAGGACGACGAUCGACCGAUUACUCUCUCGUCCCGUUUACGAAUCAUUAACGGAAGUGUCUUUGUUCCUCGCAGUUUACAACUGGGUGAAAGUUCGUCUGCAACGACGAGCGGAAGUAAGUGGAGAAUUGCCUCCGAACGACGCUACCCAAAUGGAAAGAUGUAGAAUAAACAUGGAGCCGUUCAUUCCCAAAAUUCGGUUUCUGGCCAUGAGUGAGNAAGAGCUGAGAAAUGUGGUAUUCCCUUUGAACUGUUUAAGCGAAGUAGAAAAACAAAGCAUAUUGUCCUGUUGGACAUUAUUCAGAGAAGAUAAAUUUUUGGAUCAUCUUUGCUCGGACAGAAGAAAGAGGAACGAAAGUAGUUUCACGGAAUGGUUUAUUUACGAAAAACAGGCGCCGUAUACACCCAACGAUAGCGAUCUUAACAGCAUAUUUAGCACAAAGAUAAGAGUGAUGGAACACUGCUUCGUACAGACUCUGAAACUACCUUUACACCAUUCUCAUAGAACAAGUAUUCCGUUCAAUGUAGAAGGAUACGUCAAUUUUGCCUCCAACCGAUUACAAUCACAAAAGGAGUUUUGUAAACCCGAUGGAACCGUAGAUUUGGACUUUCCCAUUUUUGUGGAAAAGAAUUCGUCCCUGAGAUUGUCCGUUUUCUUCUACGUUGAGGAGAUUCGUAAAUUUUACGAAAUAUCGUUAAAUAUCCGUCCCGCCAAUCACAGAUUCUUCAGUCGCUUUGAUCCCGAUGCUCGGACUUUUGAAGAAUCUUUGGGAUUACAAGAGAACCAAUUCUACAACGUGUACUUCGACGUCGUCUUGUAUUUUUGAAAUUUCGCUUUCAUUUUCAAGUUUUAUGAAUAUUUUCUAAAUUUAUUGAAUAGAUUUUAAAAAUUCCUUAUUUCUUCGAUGUUUCUUUAAUAUUGCCCGAAGAAAGUGGAUUUAUUUGUAGAUAUGAAAUAAAUUAUAAAGUUAUCGCAA